AUGUCGACGUCGCAAGUGAGAAUUCAGCUCAGUACGAGGAGUCCGGAUAUCGAGUUGCCCGAGGACACUGGUCCGAUCCUCGUCUCGACUGAGCUCCGUAGAUACCAGCUUUCAACCCUUGUCAACCGUCUGCUCGAGACCGAACAACCCGUCCCCUUUGAGUUCCUGAUCAACGGCCAAUUCCUCCGAACCUCGAUCGAUGAGUUCCUUACCGCCAACGGUAUCUCCGCCGAAACAACCUUGAAUGUCGAAUAUGUACGCGCUCUCGUGCCGCCGUCGCAUGUCGCCUCUUUCGAACACGACGACUGGGUCAGCAGCAUCGAUCUCCUCUCCUCUACUUCAGCGGCUGGAAAAUGGGCAGGCAAGAACUUUGCUGGUGCUGGAAACGAGCGUUUGGUGUCGGCGAGUUACGAUGGAUUGUUGAGAUUGUGGAAUCAAAGUAAAGAGGUGCUGGCGACAAGUGGAGAUGGUGGACACAGUGGACCCGUCAAGAGCGUCAAGUUCCUGGAUCACUCACGUUUGGUGUCUUCGAGCGUGGACCGCAGCGUCAGAAUCUGGAACUACAACGACAGCGAGAUUACACCAAAGGUUGAGUUACUGGGACACACAGCUUCCGUGGACAGACUGGCCGUACACACUCCCUCUCAGCGUAUCUUGACCGCCUCGCAAGAUCACACUGUCGGUAUCUUCAGCAGCGAUAUCAAGAGCAACCCUUCAGCACCCGCACAUCUCCUCCCCAACCCCUCAAACAAGCGAAGGAAAACCAGCGUCACUGUCCCUCAGCGCGGCGCACUUUCUCUCCUGGCCGGCCACACUGCACCAGUAUCAGAUGUCACUUUCAAACCCGACGAUGCCACAGUCGCAUACUCCACUUCCUGGGACCACACACUCAAGACCUGGGAUCUGGCCACUCACUCGUGCGUCGACACUCGCGCAACCUCGCACCCACUGGUCUCAGUCGCCGCUCUGCCUCAACUGAAUCUGGUUGCUGCAGGUACCACUGCUCGUCACAUCUCCCUCAUCGACCCUCGCGCUUCUGCUACUUCGAUUGUUGCCAUGACGCUUCGUGGCCACAACAAUGCUGUAGUCUCACUUGCACCCUCGCCUGAUAACGGCUAUGUCUUUGCCUCUGGUGGCCAUGACGGUAGUGUUCGUGUCUGGGAUGUCCGUAAUGCCAAAGCAGGCAAUGGCGGUAUCGCUGAAGGCGGUAUGACUGGCGAAAGCAUCUUUGUUCUCGAGCGUGAUGGUCAAGGCGAGAAGAAGCCUGUAGGCGGUGAAGGCAUCAAGGUGUUUGGUGUGCAAUGGGAUGAGGCUUGGGGUAUUGUCAGCUGCGGUGAGGAUAAGAAGGUGCAAGUCAACCAGCCCAGGUAG
Messenger RNA from Aureobasidium melanogenum CBS 110374, 1371 nucleotides. RefSeq names its product ribosome biogenesis protein ytm1. The transcript is spliced from 2 exons. The record is from RefSeq and is a predicted model, not a curated record. Gene Ontology annotation, cellular component: preribosome, large subunit precursor. The coding region runs from base 1 to 1371 and encodes 456 amino acids. Gene Ontology annotation, biological process: ribosome biogenesis. Gene Ontology annotation, molecular function: protein binding. NCBI's taxonomy places the organism in Eukaryota, Fungi, Ascomycota, Dothideomycetes, Dothideales, Saccotheciaceae.